UUAUAUUUUUUAUAUUGUUUAUGAGAUCUGAAAUGGCAUCAAAUAGUGAUCGACAAUUGUGUGUAGCUUUCGAUGAGAGUCCACCGUCAAUGGUACGCAAUGUUUGUAUUAUAGCUCAUGUGGACCAUGGUAAAACUACACUUGCCGACUAUUUAGUUUCUGCUAAUGGAAUUAUUUCUGCCCGGCUAGCCGGUAAACUCCGUUAUAUGGAUAGCCGUGAGGAUGAACAAAUACGAGGGAUUACUAUGAAAUCAAGUGCUAUUACUCUUUAUUAUGAACCUUUAUUAAUAAAUUUGAUCGAUAGAUUAAUUGUUGAACUUAAAAUGUCUGAAACAGAAGCACAUAAACAUUUACAACAACUUAUUGAAUUUAUGAAUGCCUGUCUUUCAAAAGCUAUUCAAGGUCAAUUAUUUGAAGAAGAUUGGAAAAUAUUUGAUCUGGUAGAGGCCAAGAUGCAUUUUGAUCCAUCUAAAGGAAAUGUUUUAUUCGCUUCAGCACUUUAUGGCUAUGCUUUUGCAAUCGAAGAUUUUGCCGAACUAUGGGCUAAACGUUUAGUUGCUAGACAAACAUGGCAAUCAGAAGAAACAAAUAAAAACAAGAGGAUGGACGUUAAGACAGAAAUAUCUGAAUUAAGAACUCAAUUAGCUCAACAUCUCUUUUCUAGAGACCAUUAUUUUUCAACUAAAACAAACAAAAUCUGUUCUGGUGCUGAACAGAAGGAUAAGAAAACUAUGUUUGUUCAUAAAUGCGCACUUUUGGACAAAACAGUGGAUAAGUUAAGUCAAAUUGCUUCCAAGUUGUCUUUGCCGAGUUUAAAAAGUCGAAGAGGAGAUGAGGCCUUCCCAGAAUUAAUGCGUAAUUGGCUCCCAUUGAGUUCGGCAAUUGUUCGUGCUUGUGCUAGAAGUUGUUCAGCACAAAAUGCUUAUAAAAUGCCACAAAACGACUCUUUGUCAGAUUGGAAUAGGAUUCGAGAUUUGUUUGUUCAAAAUGAUGGAGAUGUUGGCACUUUAGUAGAUAAAACCCAAUUAUCUACUUCUUUGCCAUAUACAGCUAAUUGUCUAAGCAAAUGUGAUCCAAAAGACCCAUUAGUGAUAGGAUUUGUUGCUAAAGCUUUUGCCGCAUCUGAUCAGAUUCAGAUUCAACGUCGUAUUUCUCUUUGCCGAGUAAUGUGUGGAACUUUAAGAAAAGGCGAUCAAAUUUUUGUUUUUAAAUCCUUACAAAAUGCUAAAAUCACUCAAACUGCACAGUCUCGACCAGAAGAAAAUGAUUGUUGGCGUGAGUUCACAGUUACUGCUUUAUUUAUUUUAUUUGGUCGGGAUCUUCUUGAAGUUGAACGUAUUCCUUGUGGACGCAUCUGUGGAGUUGAAGUUAAUGGGGGAGAGUGGAUUGGGGGUUCUUUGUUUAGCAAUCGCCAAUUAUCUCCUUCAGAAAUCCCCCAUAUGGAAGGAGCUAAACAACUUGGAAAAUUUUCCGAUCCGAUUGUUCGAGUCACAAUAAAACCAGCAAUAUCUGGGCCGGCAGAAUUUGCUGAAUUACGGGCUGCUCUUCGACAAUUAGCAGUUUUAGAUUCAGCAGUUAGUAUAGUUGAGCAGAAGGAAAAUGAAUUUUUGAUGUUAACUGCUGGAGAGGUACAUUUACAAAAAUGUAUUGAGGAUCUUAACUCGCUUGGUCAGACAGAUUUAGUUGUUUCUGAACCAAUUGUUCCUUUUCUUGAAACUUUGGUUGUUCCUGAUCAACGUUUAUCACACGCAAAAAUACUCACUGAUCACCUUACAGAAUGUUUUAUGCCUCAAUUUGGUCUGAGGAUACGUUUGAGAGCCGUCCCAUUAACUGGACUAGAACCAGAAACUAAUAAACUUUUUGAAUUGAUGGAACGUAAUAGUCAACUCAUUGAUUCUCUUAAAGAAGGCAUUUCUAAUCUUCAACAUCGUUCUAAAAUUGAAGCUUUUCGUUUAGAAUUAGCAGAACAAGCAAGUAUUAGUCUUCCUAAACUUCGUGGGUCUUGGUGGGCAAAGAAGCCUUCCGUACAAAUUCGACAACUUUUUACUGAAAAUAUUCUUGCUUUUGGACCAACAAAAGCUCGAUUAAAUAUUCUUUUCAAUAACAAUGCUUUACCUUUUUAUAAUAAUGAAGAUAAUGAAAAUAAUAAUAAAAUGAACAGAGAUUCUGAACAGAAGGAAGGAAAUACAGCGUCUAUUAGAGAAGCUAAUCUCAGUCCAUUGGAACAAGCACUAGUAGGAGGUUUCCAUAUUGCAAUGGCUCAAGGCCCUCUCUGUGAUGAACCUAUGCAAGCAAUUGGUAUUAUAAUUGAGAAUUGGAUAUUAGAAGAUAAAACUGAAAGAAAUAAUGUUGAAGUAGAGGAUACAAAAAAUGAAGAAGAAACGAGAAAUUUAGUUGAAGAUGAUGAUGAAAAUGAUAAAAGGAUAAUUGGUGUUGAAGGAACAUCUAAAGAAUUAAAUGAGAGGAAAGAAGAUAAUUUACAAAAAUGUGAUAAUUCAAUAAUAAAUUGUGAUACUCCAAGUACUUCAAAAAUAAAUGAAGAGAAAAAUGAAGAAAAGAUUAAUUUAGAAAAACGAUAUAAACAACUUUAUAUGAAUGCUCAAUUACAUGGACAAUUAAUUUCUGCUAUGAGACAAACUUGUAAAGCAGCACUUAAAAAACAUGUCGGCGCGUUAAGAUUAGUUGCAGCAAUGUACGAAUGUAAAGUACAAACACCUGAACAAAUGUUGGGAAAAGUUCAAGCAGUACUUUCAAAUAAAAGGGCAAAAGUUUAUAGUGAAGAAAUUAAUGAAAUUAGUGGACUUUUUGAAAUUAGUGCUCAUUUACCGGUUAUAGAAAGUUUUUCGUUUUGUGAUCAAUUACGUAAAAGAAGUAGUGGAAAAGCCUCAGCACAAUUAGAAUUUUCUGGGUGGCAAUUAAUUGAUGAAGAUCCAUUUUGGGAGCCGAGUACGGAGGAAGAGAUGGAAGAAUUUGGUCGCCCUAGUGUGCAAAUACAAAAUCAAGCAAGACAAUAUAUGGACGCUGUGCGCAGAAGAAAAGGUCUUCCAACGGAAGAUGUAAUUGUUGUUUGUGCAGAAAAACAAAGAAAUUUAAAAAGAAAUAAAUAA
This is a messenger RNA of Meloidogyne enterolobii, 3107 nucleotides long. The record is from the annotation of a GenBank genome assembly. Lineage: Eukaryota; Metazoa; Nematoda; Chromadorea; Rhabditida; Meloidogynidae.